Messenger RNA from Diuraphis noxia (Russian wheat aphid), 1698 nucleotides. RefSeq names its product citron rho-interacting kinase sticky (gene sti). Gene Ontology annotation, biological process: actomyosin structure organization; peptidyl-threonine phosphorylation. Lineage: Eukaryota; Metazoa; Arthropoda; Insecta; Hemiptera; Aphididae. Gene Ontology annotation, molecular function: protein binding; protein serine/threonine kinase activity; ATP binding. The record is from RefSeq and is a predicted model, not a curated record. Gene Ontology annotation, cellular component: cytoskeleton; cytoplasm.
UUUUCAAAAAUAAAUUUCAAUAGCUUACAUGACCAGGUACCUCCUUACAUUCCAUCACUUUCAUCUGAUAAUGAUGUUUCUAAUUUUCCAAUUCAUGAACGUGUUCGUCCAGCUCUUAAUAUUAAUGAUUUUAAAAAACAAAAACAAUUUUCUGGCAGAGAUCUACCAUUUAUUGGUUUUASUUAUAGUAUGCAAGUAUCAAAACGAAAUCAAUCUUAUUUUAUGACUAACAACCCUGAAUUAGAAACAUCUAUCAGAGUAAAGCGGAAGGAAUUAGAAGAUGCUCAAGUUUUAAUACAAGCAUAUGAAGACAAAUUAGCAGAAUAUGACUCAUUAUUUAUUGAAAAUGAUAGGAAGAUUAAAAAAAUGGAAGAAGAAAAUGUAUUAUUGCAUGUAGAUGUGACUUCCUUGAGUAGUGAACUAGGUAGAUUAACUAAAAUUAGUGAAACUAGUGAUACUAGUCAUGAGGACAUAAAUAAUAUUUCUCAAAAAAAACAAGCASAAAUGGUUAAAAACGAAAUUGAUAAAUGGGAAAUAAAAACAAUAAAUGAGUUGUAUAAUAUUGAGGAAUUAAAAGUACAAAUUGAAGAUUUACAAGCCCAAAACAUUGAAUUACAAUCACAACUAUCCAAACACCAAGAUGACAUUAAAAUAUACCAAAGCAAUGAAGAACAACUCAAUAAAAAAAUUAUAAAGCUUAAAUCUAAAUUAAAGCAUAUUGUUCGUCGAUCAAAACARUUGACUGAAGAAAAUAAUAUUGAUAAUCAUGUUUCUGCGUUGCUAUCUGAAAUGAAAAUUAAAGAAGAUUUAUUUGAAGUUGAAAAAAAUCAAUUAAAAUCUGAAAAUCAAUGUCUUGAAAAAAAAAUAAUUGUAAUGGAAAAAGAUUUAGACAGUUUAAAUUUAAAAAUAGCUCAGUAUACAGAAAAAGAAGUUGCUAUACAAUCUGAACAUAAAAAUAUGUGUCAAAAAAUGGCUUCUGAUUUUGAAUCCAAAUUGAAUUGUAUAACYAAUGAAAAAGAUAAUGAAAUUGAAAAAUUGCACGCGCAAUUAGCUCAGCUGCAACAGCAAAACUGUUGUUUAAACAGUGAAUCAUUACUCUCUUUUGAAAAACAUGAAACAGCGAUCUCCGAAAAAGAAAAUGAAAAAGAGUAUGAAAUAGAGUUGAAGAAUCGAGAACAAGAAAUUCGUGAUUUAAAAUUAGACUUGAGAAUACUGCAAAGAAAAUAUAAAACAAUGGAAGAUAAUAUAAGCAGUCUUAGAGAGUAUCACAAAGAUGCACGAAAUAAUUUCAAGCAGGAAAUUGCUAAACUACAAGAAGAAAAUAGUUUGAAAAUUAAAAAUAAAGAAGAUGAGCUGAAGUUGUUGCAGGAUAAUAUUACAAAUCUCAAUCAAGGAUUAGAAUCAUUACAAUUAAAAUAUGACAAAGAAGUAGCUGAACACCAACGGUUAAGUAAUGAAUUAACUAGAAUAAAUAAUGAGUCAAAGGUCCACAUUAGUGAAAAGUCUGCUCUUGAGAGACAAAUUCUUGAGUAUAAAACUAAAUUUCAUAAAAGUGAAACAAAUAUUAAAACAUUACAAGGAUUAGUUACUGUUCAAGAUGAACAACUUGAAAGCUUUGAAGAAACUAUUCUAACCUUUAAAAACAAAGAAAAACAAUUCUUGGAAGACAUUCAAACCAAACAGUUUGGAAUACAGUGA